AUGCCCUACGUGGACUCAAGUGGCAAUCUGGUCGAGCGGAAGCCGUCGGUGUUCGCCGCCAUCCUCGGGUUCUUCAACUUUUUCGUGUUAUUUUUCUACUCGUUAUUCGGCAUCAACGCAAAUGGGAAAACCGCUGGCAACCGUAGCGCUGAUGAUUAUCGAGCGCAGCUAAGAGGGAAUCCUGGCGGCGGUGGGGGUACUGGUGGAGGAGGCUUCAGGAAUGAGUUGCCCACCAAUGGGUGGAGGAGGAUGAGGAGCGUAAAUGUCCGGGUCGCGCCCGGACAACCCGGAGAUGUGGCGGAGCUUCACUUCGGCGUUCAAUUCUGGCGCAAGACUUCGAUGGCUUACGUAGACUCAAGCGGUAAUCUCGUCGAGCGGAAGUGGUCGCUAUUCGAGGCGAUUCUCGCAUUUUUCAACGCGAUUUUGUUAUUCAUUUACUCCUUGCUCGGGAUCCGCAAUAAUCGGCAGGCCACAGUGGGUGCCGAUGAAUAUCGAGCGCAGUUGAGGGGGAAUUCCGGUGGUGGUGUGAAUGGCAAUGGCGGAGGCGGACGCGGAGGCGGUGGCGGCGGUGGUGGUGGAGGUCUUCGUCGACCCAUUGGACGCCUUCCACAAUCGUCUGGCAUGAGUGCCCCACCGAUGGGAGGCGGUUGCUGUGGCGGAGGUUGUCCCACG
Molecule: messenger RNA, 672 nt
Organism: Mesorhabditis spiculigera
Lineage: Eukaryota; Metazoa; Nematoda; Chromadorea; Rhabditida; Rhabditidae
Source: the annotation of a GenBank genome assembly